ACAUAUGAUACGAAUUUAAGAGCCCUACUUUGAUCGAUCAACCCUUUCUCCACGCCAAGAUCUGCCUGCUACUCUCUCUCUCUCUCCACUUCAAGAACUCCUUCUCUCUCUAGAAUGAUACACAAACCGAUGAAAGUUUGAUCAAUUGCACGAUAUUCUUCUUUAGGGUUAGCGUUAUAAACUACUGAUUACACAUAUAGCCAUGGAUGAUUACCUGAAGGAUGAUAUUUCACAGCUGAUCAAGAGAAUUGGGGCUUUUCUAUCCUCCAGGAUUUCCGAAUUAUUAAAUACCCAGGAUUUACGGUCUGUUUGGGCUUUAGCUGCACUUGUUGUUACUGUAAUCUUUACUUGGAGAUUAUUCUGGGCUCCUACUGGACCUCAAAGAAGACAACCUAAACGUCAAGCUCCCACACCAAGUAGUAGUGCUGGAGUCAGUAGUCAACCAAAUGCAAAUCUCUUACCUUCCCACUUUGGUUCAUCUAUUGAAGAUUCAACACAAGCUAUUAGCAAUGAGUUCUCUCAGCAUGUAAAGCCUACUCUGGGACAGAUAGUCAGACAAAGAUUAAGUGAUGGAAGGAAGGUGACUUGCCGGUUGCUUGGCAUUAUACUCGAGGAAAGUAUUCCAGAGGAGCUUCAGAUUCGAGCAACUGUGAGAUCCUCCGUUCUGGAAGUUCUGGUGGAGAUGACAAAAUUUUGUGACCUUUAUCUCAUGGAAACUGUUCUGGAUGAUGAAAGCGAAAAAAGGGUUUUAGCGGCAUUGGAAAAUGCUGGUAUUUUCACGUCCGGUGGGUUGGUUAAAGACAAGGUACUGUUUUGUAGCACAGAGAAUGGACGAACUUCUUUUGUUCGGCAAUUGGAGCCAGAUUGGCAUAUAGACUCGAAUCCUGAAAUUAAUUCUCAGUUGGCGAGGUUCAUCAAAUGUCAGCUUCACAUUUCACCCCUUAGACCCGAGCAAAUGGCGUCUAACGUGUUCAGUUCUUCGUCGUUAGAACAAUUCUUUGGUGUUUGAAUAUGUACGUUUUUCAGUCGUCGUUAGUUUUUCAUUCCAGCACUGUAUAAUAACACAAUACAGUUCUACUGUAGAUGAGGGAUGGAUGAUUGAUUUGUUUGUGCAGUAAUUUUGGUUAUCAUUUCUCAUAAACCCAAAGUAGUAGUAAUCCAUGUUUGGAGUGAUGGAGUC
Cynara cardunculus var. scolymus (artichoke) is the source of this 1180-nucleotide messenger RNA. RefSeq names its product peroxisome biogenesis protein 22-like. The transcript has 8 exons. The coding region runs from base 203 to 1009 and encodes 268 amino acids. The record is from RefSeq and is a predicted model, not a curated record. NCBI's taxonomy places the organism in Eukaryota, Viridiplantae, Streptophyta, Magnoliopsida, Asterales, Asteraceae. Gene Ontology annotation, biological process: peroxisome organization.